AUGCUUCGGUGCUUUGAAACUGCACACUUUCUACCUUUUUCUUUUUGUUUUUUUCUCCUUUUUUUCUUUGUUUCCAUCCUUCCUUCCUUAAUUCUUUCCUCCUUCCUUCAUUCAUUCCUCCCUUCCUUAAUUCCUCUUUCCUUCCUUAAUUUUUCUUUCUUCCUUUCCUUUACUCCCUUAAUUCCUCCUUCCUUCCUGCAUUUAUUUUUUCCACUCUUUCUUCCUUCCUUUUUCUUUCAUUUUUUCCUUCCUUCCUUCUCUUUUCCUUCCUUCCUUCCUUCCUUCCUUCCUUCCUUCCUUCCUUCCUUCCUUCCUUCUCUUUUCCUUCCUUCCUUCCUUCCUUCUCUUUUCCAUCCUUCCUUCCGACUUUCCUUCUUUCCGUUUUCUUUCCUUCCUUCCUUUUUCUUUCGUUUUCCUUCCUUCUUUUUCCUUCCUUUCAACUUUCCUUCCUUACGUUUUCUUUCAUGUUUUCUUUCCUUCCUUCCUUUUUCUUUCGUUUUCCUUCCUUCCUUCUCUUUUCCUUCCUUCCGUUUUCUUUCAUGUUUUCUUUCCUUCCUUCCUUUUUCUUUCGUUUUCUUUCUUUCCUUCCUUCCUUCUUUUUCCUUCCUUCCUUCUCUUUUCCUUCCUUCUGACUUUCCUUCCUUCUGUUUUCUUUCAUGUUUUCUUUCCUUCCUUUCUUUUUCUUUCCUUUUCCUUCCUUCGUUUUUCUUUCCUUUUCCUUCCUUCCUUCUCUUUUCCUUCUUUCCGACUUUCCUUCCUUCCGUUUUCUUUUAUUGUUUUAUUUCUUCCUUCCUUUUUCUUUCAUUUUCCUUCCUUCCUUCCUUUUUCUUUCUUCCUUUCAUUCCUCCCUGCAUCAUUUUAUACUUCCUUUCUUUUCCUUUGAUAUUUUCCUUUCUUCUCUUUUCCUUCGUUUGUUCUUUUCUUCCUUCCUCUUUUUUCUGA
Molecule: messenger RNA, 942 nt
Organism: Acanthosepion pharaonis
Lineage: Eukaryota; Metazoa; Mollusca; Cephalopoda; Sepiida; Sepiidae
Source: the annotation of a GenBank genome assembly